AUGGAGGCAAACCGUAAGCGCAGAGGGUUCAUUAAAGGGAAGUUGAUGUCAUUCCAACGAGCAGUGAAGCCUUCCUCAGUUGUGCAAUAUACCAGCAAGGCUAAGCCAAGCCAGUCUUCUCCUUCAACUGCCUCAGUAGGCUUUCUGCUCCACCAGGACUAUGUCGUUUCUCAGCCGAAACAGAAGGUGUCGUUUAUAGUACCUGCCGAUAACAGCCGUGACUUAAUAAGCAGCCAAUACGACAGCCUAUAUGGUAUAGCGGCUGAUGAGACCGUCGAUACAAAGGCUGCAACGUAUAUAUCUUCUGUUCAAGAACGUUUCAAGCUUGAAAGGAUGAAGUCGGAACGCAAGAAGUGCCAGGUGGAUGCACUCUUGUAG
Juglans regia (Persian walnut) is the source of this 378-nucleotide messenger RNA. RefSeq lists its product as uncharacterized. NCBI's taxonomy places the organism in Eukaryota, Viridiplantae, Streptophyta, Magnoliopsida, Fagales, Juglandaceae. The transcript has a single exon. The record is from RefSeq and is a predicted model, not a curated record. Bases 1 to 378 code for a protein of 125 amino acids.